Messenger RNA from Linum tenue, 1154 nucleotides. The record is from the annotation of a GenBank genome assembly. NCBI's taxonomy places the organism in Eukaryota, Viridiplantae, Streptophyta, Magnoliopsida, Malpighiales, Linaceae.
UCUUCUAAGAACCCACCGAUACUCGCCAUUUUCAGAACCCUCUGAGUGAUUAGACUCUCCACUCUCCAGAAAACCAGACCAUGGCGCUCCGAUCUCUCUUCUCUCGCAAAUCCCUCGCGGGAUUAUCGGCCGCUUCCAGAACCUCGUCUUGCCUCGACUCCAGGGCCCUAGGGCUGGCAGGGCUCUCCCAAUCCCGAGGAUUGAAGACCGCUUCUCUCCCCGAUCUCCCCUAUGAUUACGGCGCCCUGGAGCCUGCCAUCAGCGGCGAUAUUAUGCAGCUCCACCACCAGAAGCACCACCAGACCUACGUCACAAACUACAACAAGGCUCUCGAGCAGCUCCACGAAGCUACUCUCAAGGGCGAUGUCGGUACUGUUGUUAAGCUGCAGAGCGCCAUCAAGUUCAACGGCGGAGGUCAUGUAAACCAUUCAAUCUUCUGGAAGAAUCUUGCUCCUGUUCGUGAAGGAGGUGGUGAACCCCCACAUGGUUCCUUGGGCUGGGCUAUUGACACUCAUUUCGGUUCCGUGGAAGCAUUGAUCCAGAAAAUGAAUGCUGAAGGUGCCGCUCUCCAAGGCUCUGGAUGGGUGUGGCUUGGCCUCGACAAAGAGACAAAGAAGCUUGUAGUUGAUACCACCGCAAAUCAGGAUCCAUUGGUGACUAAGGGAGCAACUUUGAUCCCAUUACUUGGCAUCGAUGUUUGGGAGCAUGCAUACUACUUGCAAUACAAGAAUGUGAGACCGGAUUACCUGAAGAACAUUUGGAAGGUAAUGAACUGGAAGUAUGCGGGUGAAAUUUAUCAGCAGGAGUGCCCUUGAGCUCAGACUAGCACUUUUACCUCCGGCCAUGUCCAUUGGGAGAGGGGUCUGCUUUGAAGAUCUGGUUAAUCGAGCAGAUGAAUAAACAGUACUGUUUUGAGAAGCGGUUAGCUUAUUGUUAAGAACACGAGGAGCCAAGUUUAUUUUGUUCAGUUCUUGUUUUCACCUUCUGAGUGGCUUUUAGGGUUCAAUGCAUAAUAAUAAGAAUAAUGGUGUGUUUCGAAUUUGAUUCCAUACUUCAUGCUUGUCACACCCGGUACCUAGUUUUUUUUUCCGAAUUCCUAAAUUGCCCUCUGUCAAUUGCCUAUGAUAAUUAAUAUAUUUAACCUAAUCCACCCC